AAGUAAGUCACGUGGCCGGAGGUGAAGCACAUUGUUUCGCGGCAUGUUUCAUAUUCGUAUGAAUGAGGAGAGAGUUGUUUAUUUAUGCAGUUGUUCUCUCACAUUUUUAGCUGGAACGAUAUCACGCACCCUAUAUCUGGAGAAAGAUAAUACCUCGCCAGUUUGAGGACAGAUGGCUGGGAUUCUGUUUGAGGACAUCUUUGAUGUGAAGGAUAUUGAUCCGGAUGGAAAAAAGUUUGACAGAGUAUCUCGUCUUCACUGUGAAAGUGAGUCUUUCAAAAUGGACCUGAUUCUUGAUGUGAACAUCCAGAUUUAUCCUGUCGAUCUCGGUGACAAGUUCAGGUUGGUGAUCGCCAGCACACUGUAUGAGGACGGGACGCCGGAUGACGGAGAAUACAACCCUCAAGACGACAGACCGUCUAGGGCUGAUCAGUUUGAUUAUGUCAUGUAUGGAAAGGUUUAUAGGAUCGAAGGCGAUGAGACCUCCACAGAAGCGGCCACACGACUAUCGGCGUACGUGUCUUACGGAGGCCUGCUGAUGCGGCUGCAGGGAGAUGCCAAUAACUUGCAUGGAUUCGAGGUGGACUCCCGGGUUUAUCUGCUGAUGAAGAAACUUGCUUUCUGAAGGGUUUCCCGUCGCAUCUGCUGAUCCCCGUGGACUCUCACUUUUCAGGACCGAGGAGACCUCUCUUUUUCUUUUCUUUUUUAAUAUGACGUUCUUUUGAUGAGACACUGAUAUUGCUGGAAACCGUGGGAAUUUACAUGGAAAGCAUUUAGGUUAUAUGUUCAAAACCUUUUUUUCAUUGCAUGUGUUGGCCAAACGUUUUAAUCCAAUCCCUUUUGAAUCACAUUUAGAUACAUGUAACAUUUUGUACCUUUGUUUUCUUUUAAACUGUUUAUCAGUAAAUGAGAAAUUGUCUGAAAAAAGUUUAAAAUGCUGCAUCCUGGGCCUUGAGAAUUUAAGCGACAGCAAAAAAUGACGUCCCAACACAGAAUGCAGUUUAAUGUAAUUUAAAGGAAAUAAAAGCGUCAGUGUGUGACAGUUUGCACUGAGA
Pimephales promelas (fathead minnow) is the source of this 1055-nucleotide messenger RNA. It is a transcript of the gene polr2h, whose product is annotated as RNA polymerase II, I and III subunit H. NCBI's taxonomy places the organism in Eukaryota, Metazoa, Chordata, Actinopteri, Cypriniformes, Leuciscidae. The record is from RefSeq and is a predicted model, not a curated record. Gene Ontology annotation, biological process: DNA-templated transcription. Gene Ontology annotation, cellular component: RNA polymerase II, core complex; RNA polymerase I complex; RNA polymerase III complex.